Neolamprologus brichardi is the source of this 2270-nucleotide messenger RNA. The record is from RefSeq and is a predicted model, not a curated record. NCBI's taxonomy places the organism in Eukaryota, Metazoa, Chordata, Actinopteri, Cichliformes, Cichlidae.
AAUACCAGAUUGCUAGGCAGAGCCUAGUUUAUUUUCUCACAAUUUGUUUCAUAAUUUUUCUGUUGUCUUAUGGUUUUAUGUGCAUAAAGCAAAGAAGAAACCUUGUUUAUUUACGAAGCAGUGGAAGGUGAUGACAUCACUUUGAUUUUUCCUGGGAAAAGCUUUGAUCUGGAUGGUCUGAUCAGUGCUGGGAUGUAGACUCAUUCAUUUCCAUGGAAGAAGGACUCUUCCAUGGAAAGUGCGUUUACUGGCCAAGUAUGCUCAAACACAUACGAGGAAUUUGGUUCCGGUAGAUGGUGACUCACAGCAGUGUAAAUCACAACAAUAUGUAAAGGACACACACACACACACACACACACACACAAAAGUGUAUUUAGGUCAUUAAAAAUUAAAAGCAUUAACAUGUUAGUAAUGUUUUGGCAUGAGAUGAAGAUGACUCUCACUUCCUGCAGAUCUUCACAUGUCCCCGGCUGUGGGACUCAUAUUUGCAGUUCACGAUCAAUAGAUUUCUGCCCUGCUGUCAGACCCUCGCUUUGGCGCCAGCUGAUUCUGGCGUGACGCACUGAGGCGGUCUCCCUGUGCGUGAGGCCAACUCCUCUCUUUCACUGCUCCUCCACAUGCUGAUUGAUGCUGGUAAGGUUUUGUGGUGGUAUGGUUCUGGUUAGUGAUGCAGGAGGGGUGUGAUGGUACAACCCUCAACCUCCACCAAUAGAAUUUUGGGCAGGGCUCAACACCCAUUUUCAGGGAUCUCCUAUAAAGCCGGGUUUGUACAUCCUGGCUUCUGUUCUUUAAUUUAACUGAGAGCGAUUAAACUGCGCUGCUGCUUUUUGGAGACUUUGACUAAAUCAUGAGUUCCAGGAUGGAGACCAAGUCUUACAAGGUUCAGACGAACGGGAAGGGAGUUUGUGGCAAAACUACGGUAAAUGGAAAAACCCUAAAUGAAAAUGGAGUGAACAGAAACGGGGUGAACGGGAAUGGCGUCCACCAUGUCAACAUCAAAGGCGCCUUAUACCCGAUCAAAUCUAAGAGCCGCAGGCAGAGGUGGGAGGUGAAGCCGUCGGAGAUGGCAAACAACACGCUCAACCCCAUCAGGGCCAUCGUGGAUGGGAUGAAGCUCACCCCAAACCCGGACAAACCCAUGAUCGCACUUUCGAUCGGGGAUCCCACCGUGUUUGGAAACCUGCCCACAGAUGGCGCAGUGCUUCAGGCCAUGAAGGAUGCCAUAGACUCCCAAAAAUACAACGGCUAUGCUCCGUCUGUCGGUUACCUGCAGAGUCGGCAGGCGGUGGCAAACGUCUACAGCUGCCCUGAGGCUCCACUGGAGGCAGAGGAUGUCAUUCUGACCAGCGGCUGCAGUCAGGCCAUCGACCUGGCUAUCAGUGUGUUGUGCAACCCAGGAGACAAUAUCCUGGUACCGUGCCCAGGCUUCUCCUUAUAUAAAACUCUGGCUGUUUCCAUGGGCAUCGAGGUCAAACUCUACAACCUGCUUCCGGAGAAGUCGUGGGAGGUUGACCUGCAGCACAUGGAGAGCCUGAUUGAUGAGAGGACUUCCUGUCUAAUCAUCACCAACCCAUCCAACCCGUGUGGCUCUGUUUUCAACAAGAAGCACCUGCAGGAGAUCCUCAAAGUGGCCUCCAGACACUGUGUCCCCAUCCUGGCCGAUGAGAUCUACAGUGAUAUGGUUUUCCCAGGAUGCAGUUCUCCUUCAAUGGCAUCCCUCAGCAGUGAUGUUCCCAUCCUGUCCUGUGGCGGUUUGGCUAAACGCUGGCUGGUGCCUGGCUGGAGGAUGGGAUGGAUCCUCAUCCAUGACAGGAAUGACAUAUUUGGAACUGAGAUUCGACAGGGUCUGGUAAAACUCAGCCAGCGUAUUCUGGGAGCCUGCAGCAUCGUUCAGGGGGCGCUGGAGCAAAUCUUCAACAACACUCCUCAAAGCUUCUACAACAGCACCAUCAGCUUCCUUAAGUCUAACUCAGAGAUUUGCUUCAGCAAGCUGUCCUCCGUCCCCGGCCUGACCCCUGUCAUGCCUUCAGGAGCCAUGUACAUCAUGGUGAGUGUCGAACGUGUGGUUUGCAUUAAAAUUUCUGAGCCAUGAUCAUUUUCUCAAUCACAUUUAGUUCACUUAUCAUCAUCAUUUUUGCAGUGAACUGUGCUCUGUGCCCAGGUUAUCACAUUUUAUGGGAAAUUUCCACAGUGUCAGGAUUUUGCAAAUGACUCACACUUAAUUCAAUUCAAUUUUAUUUAUAUAGCGCCAAAUCACAACAAAAGUCGCC